Molecule: messenger RNA, 8749 nt
Organism: Myripristis murdjan (pinecone soldierfish)
Lineage: Eukaryota; Metazoa; Chordata; Actinopteri; Holocentriformes; Holocentridae
Product: serine-rich adhesin for platelets-like
Exons: 17
Coding region: 92-7153 (2353 amino acids)
Cellular component (GO): nucleus
Molecular function (GO): nucleic acid binding; zinc ion binding
Source: RefSeq, a predicted model, not a curated record
GUAAGCCGUUCCCGCUCUCGAUCCAGGUCCGGGCCUCGCUCACACUCUCACUCCCGUUCCCGUUCGCGCUCUCACAGCCCUCGUCGCUAUCAUGGCACAACUUCAAGAAAGGCGAGGGAGCUGUAUCGGCCCCGAUCAAGAUCACCAUACAGCUCGAGAUACACUCGCAGACCCCAUCAGGUCUCGCUCACACUCUCGCUCCCGUUCCCGCUCCCCAAGACGUGAUCCUCACCCUUCCUCCUCCUACCGGCGCCGCUCACGAUCAAGGAGCCAUGAGAGACGCUCAUCACCAGGGAGAUCGACCGGCCAUCGACAGAAGAGCAGCAGUGCAGAGAGACUGGCCAAGAAACUACUGGAAACAUCAGCUGCCCAAUCGCUGUCACACCAGACCGACCUGGAGGCAGUCGUCAAGUCUCUGGCUCCUGCCUUACUGGCCGAGCUCAGCAAGAUGAAGUCGUCCUCGUCGUCCUCCUUCUCCAAGGCAGGAAAGCGCUCUUCGUCUCCUCCCUCCUCAACGACAAAGCGGCCCUCUUCUGCCACCUCUUCAUCAUCCUCCUCUUCAGAAGCAAAUAAGAAAGUGUCAAGUAAUGUAGUGCCACGAGAAGAAAAGUCGAGUUCGGGGAUGAGCGAGACGAGUUCCUCCACAAAGACUACAGUAGAGUCUGGUCGGCGUUCAUCCAAAAGCACAGGCAUGGUGAAGCUCCAAGGAGUUCCUCACAGUGUGUCGCACAAAGAAGUUGUCUCUGCUGUGGAACAAUUUGGCAAAACCACCACAGUGCUGCUGCUACGGAAAGUGGCGAGUGCAACUGUGUGUUUUGAGAGAGAGGAAGAUGCCAAGGCAAUGAGCACAUGCAAGGACUUCAGAAUUAAAGGAUUUCCGGUCAUUAUUGUCACAGAUAAGGACAACAAUUCUAAGGAGUCAACAAUGCUUCCUGAAAAGGAGCAGAAGAAGCCUCCUGAAAAGAAACUUGCUUCCACUACGUCCAAAAAUCACACUGAGAAAUCUACAUCCAGCACCACCACAGCCGCCAAAAAGGCUCUGCUCCCUACACCUAAACAGCCUCCAGCAUCUUCACCUGCUGGCACUAAAAACACUGCAGCAUCUACAACCAAAAAUGUCACUAGUCAAAAAACUGCUGCUGAAGCUUCAAGUAAAGGCCCAGGACCUGGGAUUAGUAAAAAAGCCUUGGUUUCCAAAGCAAAAACCACAACAACUAAGCAGCCAACCAAGACACAACCUGGUAAGGUGGCUGCGAAGGGAACACUGACAAAAGUGACAACAGUCAAGACCACAUGUUCAACAUCCAAGUCCAAGGCUCCAGGAAAUAAAUCUGAUGUCAGUGACUCUAAGCAGAAAAAGCUGGAGACUCCAAAGCUUGACAAAUCUGAAACCAACGGGAAAGAUUCCCCGGUGAUGUCGAAAGGUUGUCAAGAUGCAGUCAAGGCUUCUGCAACUACAGACAUGACAGUUGCUGAAACAAAGCAUCAAACAGAACAUCACAAAGUUGAAUCUGAGGCUUCAAAGUCUAAGGAAGCCACACACAUGGAGGCAAAACUUGAGGAAACAGGAGUUGAGGUGGAAGAACCCAUGGAAGUAGAAAGUUUUGCAAAGGAUAAGGGGGCAAAACUGGAUAGUAAAGUAGAAACUACUGAAAUUUCAGCAGAGAAAUCCAAGGAGAAACAACCCCUUACCAGCAUGACUGACCCCAAAUUAAAUGUCUCUUCACCUGAGGUCCUUGCUCCUCCACCUAAGGCCAUAGAAACUACACUGAAAUCUUUGGACAACAAAACUCAAAGCCCCCAAACUAUUGGCAAAAAUCCAGAAGUGUCUGCCCAAGCUGCAGCACCAGAGGCACCACAGAGCACUUUGCCAGAUUUGGACUCCACAGUCAAAGAGCUGGAGACAAAAGAGGAGUCUUUGGAAGCUAAACAGCAGGAAAUAAGAACUCCAGCUAAAGCAACUGUGAAGGAAACAUCAAACGAUUCAUCUGAUAAACAGUUGGAAACAAACACAUCUCAAAAAGCUCCAAAACAACCUGAGGACGGCCUGCCAGACGGCAAGGAAUCUGCUGCUGAGGCAGCCAUACUGACAGCAGGUGUCGCUGUUCCAGUUGGGAUCAUGGGACCUUUCGGUUCAAUGCCUUCCUCUGUUUCUGCUGAAAAAACGGAGAGCAGAAGUGCCACUUCCAGCCCCGCAGCAUCAGAGGCUCCAGCUGAGCUUCGCCAGGUGAACGAGGACAUGUUCAAGGCCCUGACGGCUGCAGUUCGCCAACACAGACUCAUCCGAGAGAGCCAGGAACACAGCCAGGAGAAAGAGAGUCACAGCAGGACCACCAGAUCCCAGAAGUCCAAAGACUCACCACAGACAGAGAGUCACAGCAGAAGCAGUAGAAGUAAAACCCACAAGUCUGAACACGUAACACCAGAACAGAGUCAAGGUCUUCAAGGAGUCGACUUUACAGAUGACUCUCGACCAGAUUCUUGCCUUUUCGAAAGAGAAGACUUUGACUUUUCCGAUUUUGUCACUGUGGACGAAGUUGGAGAUGAUGCAGAAGAUGCAAACGCCUCCUCCUUCUCACCAUUGUCAUCCCACUCUGACAGUCAUGGCUCAGCCAAGACCACCUCCACAUCAAAACAAUCUUCCAACUCGACAAGAGCAGAGGAGAGCUUGAGGUCUUCCCCCACCUCCAAACAGAGCUCAAAGGAAAAGGAGUCUUCAAAAGACCCCACCAAGAACGCAACCCCCUCUUUGUCGUCCUCAUACUCGGACGAAGGCAUGUCUACCCAAAGCUUGUCAAAAAGCACCCCAUCCUCUAACUCAUCCUUGGUGUCAUCACCUAGUAAGUUGGACAAGUCCAAGGACUUGCCUGAAGCCACAACCACCGCCACCACCUCCUCCACCAGUCCCAGUAAGGUUUCUACCUCUUCUUCUCUACCAUCUACUGAACCCCACUCCUCCUUUGCUCAUAAAACACAAAACAAAACCACCACAGCUGUUGCUAAAUCUCCCGUGAAAACACCAUCAGCAGGUCUUGCAAACUCAGGUGUUAGGACACGAGCAUCCUCUGCUGCUACCAAAAUGCCAAAGGGAGACGUGUCUGAGCAACACAAAGCAGCAUCAGCAGUCACAGAGGGUGUAGUAGUAAAGUCUGACCAUCAGGUGUUAGCAGAGACUACUCUAGCAAAAAGUGUCAAGUCACAGACAAAAAUGGAUACCUCAUCAGAGAUGCAGUCAUCUCCACAGGGAGAGGAGUUAGACGUGGCAAGCCAGACUCAGACAGGGUCGUUUCUCCUGAGGAGUGAUGCCCAGAGUCAGGGUGGCCUCUUCUCCCCUCUGGAGUCUGGUUCCAAUGAAGAAACACUCAAAAAAGACUUGAAGAAUACAUCAGACAAAGGCAAAGAAGAUAGUAUUGAAAAUUUGAAAGAAGCAGAGGAAGAUGAAUGUGGAGGUUACCAGAUUCUUGAUUCACUGGAUGAUCAAGCAGGUGAGGAGAUGGACUCAAGCCAUCUUAGGGACCAAGAUGGCACCUCUGAAAUGCAGCUAACUGAACCUCAGGACAGCUCAACUUUAAAUGAUGAAACUUACGAGGUAUUGGACAGUGUUGAUGAUGAAGGCAGGACUUGCCAAGAGGAUGACAAUGAAAUGGCAAUGAAUGAUUCUUUCCGAGUGUUGGACAGUGUCAUUGAAGACAAAACGACUGUAGAUCAAAAAGAUUAUCAGCUGAUCAAAGAUGACAAGGACAUGGUAUUGAAACCAUCUGAGGAAGAAAUGUCGGAAACAAAUAAAUCUGAUGAUGAAUCUACCAUCACAGGCACAGUAGGUAAGGAAGACGAGACAUCUAAAGAAGCUAAAUUCCAAGUUGUGGAUUCAGUCAGUGAACAAAGUCCAAAGGACCAGGACGACAAAAAGAAGAGGAAUCAAAAAGUAGAAGCAGACAAAUACAAAACGGCUUCAACAGAGUCUUCACAAGAUACCAACAAAGCUGCUAAAGAUAAUGUAGAAAAUCAAGAUACCCAAAUCCCUAACAAAGAGGUCCAGAAUUUAGAUUUUGAGGACCAGCCUCCUCAACACAGUACAGACACUGUCAAAACCCCAGAGUGUACCGUUCAGGAACAGAAAACCUUUCAGAUACUGGAUUCAGUUGAUAAAACUACAACAGAGGAUCACAAGCAAAGACAUGAGACAGGCCACGUGCUUGAAUCGCCCAGUGGCCAGAUGGUUGUAAAAGACAUUAGACAGAUAGAAGAAGGAGAAGAGGACCAGGAGGAAGAAACAUAUGAGGUAAUUGAUUCUGUGGAAGAUCAGCUAGUCACUACAGCUCAAAUGGAGACGGAGAAGAAGGAAAAAACAACUAAGAGGGGCAAGAGAACUGCUAGAAAAGAGGACAAACCAACAAAUGGGAGUGGCUCUUCCAUCAGAUUGUCCAAAAAUGAUGAGAAAUCACCCAAGAAAGAGGUGAAAAAAUAUCAUACACAAAGAAAGAAGAUCGGCACUCUUACAGGGACUUCUGAGAAGGAGGAAGAGGCCCAAGAGGUCAUUGAGGAGUCGAUGCUUCAGGUAGUAGAUUCUGUUGAGGAGGAACCAGGUCAAGAUGCCGUGAACAACACAGCAGGUUUUAGCAGAAGAAGGAGUGCAAGACGGAACAAGGAGGAUAAUGCAACCCCGAAUCUCACAGGAGCGUUGGAAAAAAUGGACAGAGAGGAGGAGGAGGCGGCCACAUAUGAGAUUUUGGAUUCAGUGGAGGACGAGACUGUAAACUAUGACCCACCAGCUACAGAGAGAUCUGACAGUCGAAAAAUGGAAAGAACUAAGAAGGAAGUUAAAAAUGAGGACAUAAAAACUCUUCAAAAAGAGGACACACCAACAAGAAAGAGGCACACUCCUGCCAGAGAUUCAGCAGAAGGAAACAGGGAAAAAACACCCAAAAUAGAGGAUAAGGUGACUAAAAAAGAGAGCACACCAACAAAGACAAGUGACAUUGUCAUAAAAGAGGUCAGCAAAGAACAGGCAACCUAUCAGAUUUUAGAUUCUGUAGAGGAUGAGACUGUUAAUGAUGAUCCCAUUAUUACACAAAGGUCUGGAGGAAGAGGAAGGAGGGGAAGAGCAAAGAAAACGGCACAAAGUACUAAAAAAGGCAGCACACCACUUAAAAAGAAUAACAACGAUGCACCUGAAGAAGCGAUUGGGGAGGAGGAGGAGGCCACCUAUCAGGUUCUGGAUUCAUUAGAGGACGAGACGGUUGAUGAUCCAGUUCCUGCAAAACUGUCUGAGAGAGGAAGGAGGGGAAGAGCAAAGAAAGAGGAUAAAAUGACUAAAAACACUGACAAACAAACACAGAGCAGUGACUCUCUAGCAGCAUCGACCAAAAACAAGGAAGAAGAGGAGGAGCCGGUGUAUCAGGUUGUAGAUGCUGUGGAAGAAGAUAAAGUUCAUGUCCAAGACCUGACUACAACAGAGGGGUCUGACAGAAGAAGGAAGGAACAAAAAAAGACAGAGGAUAAAAUCAGUGAAAAAAAGGACACACCAACAAAAACUAGCAAUACCACGAUAGGAGCAUCAGAAAAAAUUGUUGUCAAGGAUGAGGCCCUUUACGAGGUAGUUGAUUCUGUGGAGGAAGACCCAACACCCGAAGAAGAAUCUGGGAGGGGAAGGAAGGAAAGAACGCCCAAAAAAGAGGCUAAGAAAGAGGACAAACUGCCACAGAAGUCCCAGUCAAAUCUCUCACCGUUGGAAAGUGAAAAGAAAGAUAAAUCACACAAGAAAGGUGAGAGAACAGAAGAAAAGCAGACGACAGCCAUGAGUGUUCUUGUGAACCUGGAUGAAGUCAGCGAGGAAGAGGAGGAUUACCCAGACGACACAGCCGAAGAGGAGGAGCUGAGGAAGAGGCAAGCUGCCGCGAAGGAGAAACAACUUGCCAUUGAGCGGGAGAGGGAGGAGAAGAGGGUGAGACAAAAAGAGGAGAGGGAGCGCAGGGGCAGCAGCAGCAGAGGAGGGAGGAGAAGGGUGAAGGGGAGAGGGAGAGAAAAGGAGGAGGAGGAGGAGGAGGAGGAGAAGGUGGGAGUGGACCCCAAAGAGCUGGUGACUCUGGAUGAGGUGGGAGCAGAUGAGGCUGAGGAUGAGGUGGGAGGAGGGCCGAGGAGUCAAGAGAUGGAUGGAGGGAUCACAGAGGGAGAGCUUCAGGCGCUUGUCACUCUGGACGAGAUUGUUGGAGAGGAGGAGGAGUCAACCCUGCCGGAGCCCCUCCCACCCAGCCAGGAGGACGAAUCAGGAGAUUUCUUCAACCCAGAGACUUUGGUGACUCUGGAUGAAACAGGCUGUGAAGACGAUGAGAAGAAAGAGAAGCAAGCUGAGAAAACUUCUAGUGUCGUUAAACGCAAACAUAACAUGGACAAGACAGAGGAGAGCAUAAACUUUCUGACAGUAGAUGAGGUGGGAGCUGAAGAGGAGGAGGAGGUAACAACCAGGGGAAGAGGACGGGCCAAGAAGAGAAUGAGACAGACCCCUGUGAGAAAAUCUACCAGAGGAAAACAAGCAAGCAUGAAAGAGGAGAAAGUGGAAGAGAAGACACCUCCCGCCGCUGAUGUAUCCCCUCCUGAUUCACUUGACACCUCCUCCUCAUUGGUCAAAGAGGAGCCAGUGUCAUCAGGUGACGGCCAGCCAGAGCUGCUGAAAAUAGAGGCCGAGGAGGGAGCGACUCAGUCCAGCCUCGGUGACUUGUCUGCUGGGCAGGAGCUGCAGCCUCGGCCCUCUGAGAGCCACAACGAGGAGGAUGGCACUGAGGUUGGAGAGGAGUUGAAGAAGGAGGAGGAGGCACGGAGCAGAGCUGCCAGCAAAGUUUUCAGUAAACGGAGGAGGGAGGUCAUUGAACAACAAGCAAAACGAUCUCGUUCUCAGUCUCCAUCUGUCCCUGCUGACUUCAAACUGCCACCAUUCAGACCCAACAAUCCUCUUGGUUUGGAGUUUGUGGUUCCUCAAAGAGGGUUUAUCUGUAAUCUGUGCUCUAUGUUCUAUCUGAACGAGAGCGUGGCCAAAGAAACCCACUGCAGCAGCCAGAGACACUAUGACAACAUGCAGAAAUAUUACCAGAAGCUCCAGGAAGAGCAGUCAAGACGUUCAAGAGGAGGUUCUGCUCCAGGCCUCUCCUCUGAUUGAUCUUCACUCUGCCCACUAAGUUUUCUUUAGUUGGGGAUUGUUAAUGUUUUUUUCUGUUUUGAGUAGGAAAAUGUGAAAAAAAGUGAAACCUGAUGCUUGGAAAACAUAAAGCAUCAUGACACAAAGGUGACUUUGUGAACUGAUGUAGAACGAUUGUUAGCACGGCUGUGGCUUUGGAAAUCAAACCCCCACAUGCCGGCAGUGUUGGUGCCUUGCUCUGCGUGCGCUGCUUCAGGUGUUUCACCAUCCAACAAGUGAUGGGUGAGGUCAGGAUCGGGUUGUUUGGCCAGUCGACUCCUUAAAGUUGCCUCUAAUCUGCAUUUUCCAGAGUUUCCACAGUUUUCCAGCAGGCGGGAUUUUGGCAGGAAGUCUGAUGUGUUGCUUUAUGGCACAAAACAAAUGAAGCAGGUGGGAGGGCCUAUGGGAAAUGUGGUUUUAUGUGGAUAAAGUGCACCACUAACAGUACCACUGGUGUGAGAUAGAGGCUGCAAAUCGCCUUGCUCCUAUCAAUUUGCAGUAAUUAUACCAAGGCAUCAAAAUUAAUUAGACAAAAUGUUGAUGUUUACAGAUGUUACGCACCUCGCCUUUUAAAGGGUUAAGUGUUCCUCUUAUUGUGAAAGCCUAUUUAUCAGUUUGUUUUUAAUGAUGUAUGCAUUGUUUAAAGUGUAAGAGAUUGAUUUUUUGUUUUGUUUUGUAAAAUCAAAUCUCCUAUCAGAAUCUUACUUCUUACUUUUUCUUGUCCUUUUUCAUUAUUCAAGAAAUCUAAAGUCUGAAGUCUUGAGUGUGUGACUGGUGUCUUACAGUCAUUUUUGGGUAGCAUUUCUAUUUUCUUUUCAUUUUCUGUGAUGACAUGAGGUUAUGAUGCAAUGAAUUUCUUUUUGUCUUACAAAUGUUCUACCACUUCGCCUUUUGACACAUUAAAAGCCAUGCUAGCAUAGAUUCCUAUCAUAUAAAUGGACAGCACAGGUUUUUUUUUUUUUUUUUUUUGUAGACAAACAUCAAAGUGAAAGAAAAUGGGAGUCGCUUGACGUUCUCUUGUUUGUACCUUUUGGAGGAAGAUUGAACAUCCACAGUUAAUGACUUAAAUAUCUAAGUGCAUGGAAAUGAGAAACUUUUUGUUUUUGUCUGUCUGUCUUUUCUUUGUCUGCAAAGUUAACUUGGUAUUUAAAAAUAUGAAAUGUUUUGGGAGGCUUUCACUGCAUUUUGCACAUUUAAGAUUGCAUUUUUAUGUUGAAUAUUUUAUUUAUUAUUAACCCAUCUAGAGUGGAAAAUCCAACCAGCCAUGAAUUCGCGUCCUGAGAAGAAAAGAAAAAUCUCUAAGUGACAAGAUUGUAUAGGUUUCUGAUUAAUUUUUUUUUGUAAUGAAUUAUCACUGUGGCCUCUAGAUAAUGCACAGCUCCUCGCCCUGACUUACUCAGUUUCCAUUUGACUGUACACAAUUUUUUUAAAUGAGGGUCCAGUGUGAUGACCUGCUUAUGCUGUACAAUUUCCUCAAGUUUUGUUUUUGAAUGGAAAAAUAUAGUAAUCAGAAUGUUUAUGUUUGAUCAGAUAUGUAUUUAUAGUCUGUGUACAGUGGAAUAAAUUCUGAUUUUUUUU